This is a messenger RNA of Dichotomopilus funicola, 621 nucleotides long. Its product is annotated as GTP-binding protein RHO3. NCBI's taxonomy places the organism in Eukaryota, Fungi, Ascomycota, Sordariomycetes, Sordariales, Chaetomiaceae. Gene Ontology annotation, biological process: small GTPase-mediated signal transduction. Gene Ontology annotation, molecular function: protein kinase binding; GTPase activity; GTP binding. Gene Ontology annotation, cellular component: cytosol. The transcript has 5 exons. The record is from RefSeq and is a predicted model, not a curated record. Bases 1 to 621 code for a protein of 206 amino acids.
AUGCCGUGUGGUAUCGGUGGCUCCAAGACGGUCCAGCGCAAGCUUGUCUUGCUUGGCGAUGGUGCAUGCGGUAAAACCUCGCUGCUGAAUGUCUUCACGAGGGGGUACUUCCCGACCGUCUACGAGCCAACAGUGUUUGAGAACUACGUUCAUGACAUUUUCGUCGACAAUGUGCAUAUCGAGUUGUCGCUCUGGGAUACCGCUGGGCAAGAAGAGUUCGAUAGGUUACGGAGUCUGUCAUAUGACGACACCGACCUGAUCAUGCUCUGCUACUCCGUCGACAGCAAAGACUCGCUCGAAAACGUCGAGAGCAAGUGGGUAGGCGAGAUCGCCGACAACUGCCCAGGGGUCAAGCUUGUCCUAGUAGCGCUGAAGUGCGACUUGCGGGAAGCGGCGGACGAGGACGAGGCGGCCGCAUCCGAGGAAGCCAACCCGCGCGAGAAGAAGCCGAUGAUCAACUACGACCAAGGUCUUGAGGUUGCCCGGCGGAUCCACGCGCUCCGGUACCUCGAGUGCUCGGCCAUGCGGAAUCGGGGUGUCAACGAGGCGUUCACGGAAGCGGCGCGUGUCGCACUUUCGGUCAAGAAAGAGCGUGACGACUCCAAGUGCGUUGUCAUGUGA